ACAAGAGGUUUUGGAAACAAGCCUGCACUGGCUGAAAUUCAGGGUCCUUCCAUCAUGACAAUGGCUUUAGUAGGUCUGCUGGUUCUCUUUGCUCUCGUACCAUCAGGGUUUUCACUCUCCUGCAUUAAAUGUAUAAAUUUUAGUGGAACAAUCUGCACAGGAAAUACGGAGACCUGCACGUCGGGAUCCAGUUGUGCCACCUCAUUAUCUACGACAACUCUAGGUUCGACUGUUGCGUCUUCAACUCUCACACGAGGAUGCUCCCCCAUCAACCAAUGCAACAUCACUGGAAGCCUAACCUUUACAGGGGGCAAUGUCGCAAUCGCAACCGUGUGCUGUGACACCGACAGCUGUGCGUCCGCCAUACCGACUUUGCCAACAGCUUCGACUACCUCAAACAACCAGACGUGUAGCACCUGCGCCUCAAGUACAAAUGACUAUUGUAGUUCUUCUGACACCCUGCAGUGUAAAGGCCUUGAGACACAAUGCGGACGACUGUCUACAUCUGUUAAAUCUACUACAGGAUCUCCAAUAUCUACAUCCGUCAUUCGCGGCUGUGCCACGCCAAGUGUCUGCAACUUGCUCGGAAAUCAGCAGGUGACAUAUUCAGACCAAAGUGUAAACGUGGCCGUGACAACCUUCUGCAGUAAUGGAAGCUUCAACCUCCGCGGCUCAUUUUACUUGCCCGCCUUCACCGCUUUCUUCUUAUUCAAAUUCUUAUUUUAAAGAUGUUCUUGUGUCUACACAUGCAUUUCCUAAUGUGAAUAUUUUAUAGUUAUAACAAAUUGUUUCAAAUAUAACAACUUGCUCUGGAAAUUUUAGAAAUGGGCAACUCCUAUCCUCCUAUUGAUUGGUGGUUCCAAAUUAAUAAUAACUACUGCAGUAGGGAAAAGACACAAAUAGAUACAGCAUCUUUCCAAAAUAACUUUUCUGUUUUAUUUGACGCAAUUGAAGGUUUUUAUACACAUGAUUACGUAGGUAUCACAUUAUUAUUACAAAUGUACUUGUAUGGUAACAAGGGGCGUAACAUAGGCAGGCUAAAUUCUAAUCAGGACUCAAUUUACUAAAACUGGUGCAUUUAGG
Molecule: messenger RNA, 1083 nt
Organism: Rana temporaria (common frog)
Lineage: Eukaryota; Metazoa; Chordata; Amphibia; Anura; Ranidae
Product: phospholipase A2 inhibitor and Ly6/PLAUR domain-containing protein-like
Exons: 5
Coding region: 55-726 (223 amino acids)
Source: RefSeq, a predicted model, not a curated record